Messenger RNA from Teleopsis dalmanni, 4726 nucleotides. RefSeq names its product integrator complex subunit 6 (gene IntS6). NCBI's taxonomy places the organism in Eukaryota, Metazoa, Arthropoda, Insecta, Diptera, Diopsidae. The record is from RefSeq and is a predicted model, not a curated record. Gene Ontology annotation, biological process: snRNA 3'-end processing. The transcript has 2 exons. The coding region runs from base 834 to 4127 and encodes 1097 amino acids. Gene Ontology annotation, cellular component: integrator complex.
UUGAAAUUUGUGUCAUUUGUUGACUGACGGCCAGGCCAAGGUAUAGGGAAAGCUUAGGUGGACAAGAUGCAGUAGUAGAACAGUAUUAGUUGUAAAAAAUUUGAUAAGAAAAACUAAUUAUUAAUUAUCACUUCAGUUGAUAUGAAUUCUAAAUUAAAAACUUUUGAAGCGAAUGUGUUUUAUCAAAUUUGGAUGCUGGAGAGAUGAUAUAUGAAGUUGCGUACCUACGUACCUAUUCUCCAAUAGUGUUCAGAACUCUGCUACUUUCGGUCAAUUUAACACACUAGUGUUCUAACGAACUUAAAAAUACCUUGAAGUAUUUGCUACGUCAUAAAAAUAAACAAUAAAAAAUCAAAUGUGUACAGUUUAUAUGCGGAGGUUGUGACGAUUGCUGUUCUGUUCAAAUCAACAGGCGGAUUUCAGAUUCAGAUGAAAUUUCUGAAUUUCAGAUUUCAGAAAAAAGGAGUGCUUUGUAGUGAUCAUUUAAAACCGUGCUAAUUUCUCAAAGUUCAACAUUAUCUGAUUUGUGAAUUGAAGAAUUAAAUUCAAUUAAUUUUUAAAUUAUUUUUUAAAAAGUUUUGUGUUAUGUUAUCAAAUAUAUCACGUCGUUAUUAAUACGUUCAGCUCUUAUAUCGGUUGUUGGACCGAUUAUUUUGGCAGUUUUUUUUCCGAUGACAACAGAAGUAACUCAAAUGUUUCAUUUAAUAGGCACAGUAAAACAUAAAAUUAUAUAAAAUUAAAUUAAUUCAAACAAAAGAAAAGAAAAAAAAACAUUUACUAAUCGAAAUCACAUAAAAUCUGUGAUAUACUCCCGGUGGUAUUGUUUGGGAGCAAUGACAAUUAUACUAUUUUUGGUCGACACCUCGGCAUCGAUGUGCCAACGAGCUUAUAUUAAUGGCGUACAGAAGUCGUACUUGGAUAUUGCGAAGAGCGCAGUGGAAACGUUUUUGAAAUACAGGCAGCGUACACAAGAUUGUCUAGGAGACCGAUACAUGCUGUUGACUUUUGAGGAACCACCAUCUAAUGUGAAAGCAGGUUGGAAAGAGAACCAUGCAACGUUUAUGAAUGAAUUAAAGAAUCUUCAGAGUACAGGCCUUACCUCAAUGGGGGAAUCUUUGAAAAACGCGUUUGAUUUACUUAAUCUAAAUCGCAUGCAAUCAGGAAUAGACACUUAUGGUCAGGGUAGAUGUCCUUUUUAUUUGGAACCUUCAGUAAUAAUUGUAAUAACUGAUGGAGGAAGAUAUUCAUAUAGAAAUGGUGUGCACCAAGAAAUUAUUUUGCCUCUUAACACUCAGAUCCCUGGUACCAAAUUUACUAAGGAGCCAUUUCGUUGGGAUCAACGUUUAUUUUCGUUAGUUUUGCGCAUGCCAGGAAACAGAAUAGACGAACGUGUAGAGAGUAAAGUUCAGCAUGAUGAUUCGCCUAUAGAACGUAUGUGCGAGGUUACAGGUGGUCGUUCUUAUCGCAUACGGUCGCAAUUUGUAUUAAAUCAGUGCAUUGAGAGCCUAGUGGCGAAAGUUCAACCUGGUGUUGUAUUACAAUUUGAACCCAUGUUACCAAAAGAAAGUAUUUUGAAUGAGGCAUUGCAAGAUAUUGUAUUUCCACCCGUGAAGAAAAUGAUAUUAGUGCAUAAGCAUGUGGCGCAAAAAGCGUUCCCAAUCGGUUAUUGGCCACUGCCGGAACCAUAUUGGCCCGACUCAAAAGCUGUUACGCUUCCACCUCGUGAUGCACACCCCAAGCUCAAAGUAGUAACACCAGGUAUUGAAGAGCCUCAAAUGGUACGCAAUUUUCCAGUAGAUAAAUACGAAAUUGAAGCUAGUCCUCUUACAAUGCAAAUUUUACAAAAACGAGAUCCGAACAAAUGCUGGCAAGUUAUUAUAUCGAAUGGGAUGCAUGGGUUUGAGUUACCGUUCGGAUAUUUAAAAGCAGCACCAAAUUUUAAUGGUGUGCAUUUGUAUGUUUUAGCUUAUAACUAUCCCGCGCUGCUACCUCUUCUACAUGAUCUAAUACAUAAAUAUAAUAUGAGCCCGCCAAACGAUCUCAUGUACAAAUUCAACUCAUACGUUCGUUCAAUUCCGCCGUAUUAUUGUCCUUUUCUACGUAAAGCUUUGAUGAAUAUUAGUGUUCCAUAUCCCUUAAUCCAGUUCUUUCUGCCAGAAAAUGUUGAUAACUAUUUAUCACCAAACAUAGCUAACCAAUUGAAGCACAUCAAGAACACAGCAAAGCAGGAACAGGAAAAUCUAUGCAUGAAAGUGUAUAAACAAUUAAAGCAACCAAAACCGCCUUAUCGUCAAUUGGAAACAGCAAAAUUAAACACUGGAGUACAACUCCGGCGAGAUCUCGUACGACAUCCAGGCUUAAGAGAAACUUUUGCUAAGAUGCAUGCAGAUAUAGAAUUUUUUGAAUAUCCCACUUUGUUGGUACCACAACUCACACGCAUGCCAUCUGCUAAAUCAUAUCGAAAUCCUUUUGAUAUACCUCGACGCGAUUUAAUUGAGGAUAUUGGACGAAUGCGAGAAACGCUAAUGCGGCCCACACCAACAAGCUUAGUAGCUAAGGAUUCAGGCCAUUGUUUACCAAUUGCUGAAAUGGGCAAUUACCAAGAAUAUUUGAAAAAUAAAGAUAAUCCACUGCGUGAAAUUGAACCAACUAAUGUAAGGCAGCAUAUGUUUGGUAAUCCCUAUAAGAAAGAUAAGCACAUGGUUAUGGUAGAUGAAGCUGAUUUGGGUGAAGUGGCGCCAAUAAAAACAAACAAUGGAGCAGGUGGUCCGGGUCCGUCUGGUAGUAUGCCUGGAAUUGGUCCCAAAAAAAUAGAUGGUGCAAGAGCACGUAAACGUAAAGCAGGCCCCAUACGUAAGGAUUUUGUGUUCCGACGUACUUCAACCGACUCUCGGCCUAAUACGCCUAGUUCAAGCAUAUCAUUAGCAGGUUCUUCUGUUGCUUCGAUGUCAGAUUUCGAUGAUGAAAGCAUGUCGGACACUUCUUCGAUUUCCUCCGGUUUACCAGAUGACGUUGAACAAGUGGGCUUUGAUUUCAAUGAAGAGGAGCCAGCCGAUCCAGAUUUCCCCCUGAAUGGAUUUGUUCGAAACUUUAUCAACGGCAUUAAUGAUGAUGUAAACUGUGAUAAUGAAAUUGGUGCUCCAACAGCAAUAGGCAUUGCUCUAAAUAAUAGCAGUAGCAGUAGUAGCAGUUAUACAGCGCAUAUUAAUAACUUAGUUAAUUCAACAUCAUUAGCACUUAAUAAUAAUAAUGGAAUACCAAUUCUGCAUGCUCCGACAUCAAAUUUAUUAAUAAAUCCAUAUUUGAAUACUUAUGGUCAGCAAACUCUUGUCGCCGAACCGACGAUACAUACGGGAGUGGUACCGACACCUUCUGCAAUAGGCACAGCAAUCCCACUUGGGCUACAUCAAGUUAAUGGUAAUGGUACAACAUUCAAUAACGUAACUUCUAUUCCACAGGCAUCGCCGGCACCUAUUAUUCCAGCACCUAUAACGACACCAGUUACGUUUUAUCCACAUAACGAUAUAAAUGACGCGCAAGAAAUUUCACGUAUACUGCAACAGUGCCAUAAUGGCAGUCCAAGUAUAUCAUCUACAGUCAAUUCUAAUACAGAUCAGAUAACGUCUACGGUGUUCAAAAAAGAAAUUAAAAAAGAUAUAGACGAAACGCUGAUGCCACCUCCCGCAGCGACAGUAACCAAUACUACAACGCAUUUAAAAAGCUUUGAUAGCCUUAAGCGAGAGCCCGUAUCGAUAACAACAAGUAAUUCAAAUUCAAAUUCAAAUUCAAACCAUAUAACAAAUAACAACCACAACACAAAGCGUAGAAAGUCCCGUUCCAUCUCUCCUGCUACUCCGCAACAAUUAUUCACAGUCGAAGAUCGAGAAAUUGCGCGGAAGCAUAACAUUGAAGUACGUACACAGGUGUUUAGUGAUAUUCGCAGACCCGGGCGUAACUAUGCACAACUCAUAGAACAUCUUAAUCUUGUCAAGGGUGACAACGAUAUGAAAUCAAACUUUGUGCAAAUGUGCAUCAGCGAGUCAUUACGGUUUAGGAGAAGACAAAUGGUCAACUGCAUAAAAGAUUGGUGGGACAAAAACCAAAAACAAUGUCAGUCAAAAAGUUAACAGCUACCCUGCGGGAAUUAGGCUAAAGCUUCGUAUUAGAAAUACGUAAUUUCCAACAAUGCCCGACACGUUCACAGUUAGAUCUCCUCUUUACAUUGACUACACGUCACUGGAAGAACACACAUUGAUAGAAUGUUUUAAUCAGAGACUAGAACACAGACUACACGUGGUUGCUUGCUUUAUUUUUUUCUUUUUGUUUUUGGUACCAAUCAUUUCUGUUCCACCAUUGAACUUCACAUACCAAAAUUAUUGCUUGUUUGUUUGUUUAUGUUCUCACAAACCGAUCAUACGCUCCCAUAUCAGACCAGACCAGACCACUCGAACGUAACGUCAGACUGAUAACUAAUAAACCAACACAGAGCACACACACACAGUUCAUUCAUAUCCUCAACGGCUUCGUAUUUCGGUAGGAUUUGAUUUCUUAAUUUAAACGGUUCCUUUUGAUUCAUAUUUUUUGUUAUCAAUGGCGAUGUUUCGGUUCUAUGCCGGGUAUUAAGUUAAGCACAAGAUUGACUCGCUCGCUUCUUUCUAAUAAACUUGUAAAUAACAUAAAUAAGAAUAAGUAAUGUUUUAGAUAUUUUAAAAAUAUUUAAUCCUUA